AUGAGUAGUCGAAGAACAACCUUGUUUGUAGCUGGCUUUGGCUCUCAAAUACGUGCAAGAGAUUUGGCAUAUGAGUUUGAAAGAUAUGGACGUUUGAUCCGAUGUGACAUUCCUGCUCCGAGAAGUUAUCAAUCUAAGCCAUAUGCAUUUGUUGAAUUUGAAGAUGAAAGAGAUGCUGAGGAUGCUUAUUAUGAAAUGCACAGUCGUAGAAUUUAUGGAUAUACUUUAAAUAUUCAGUGGGCAAAAAAUGCACCAUCUAGAUCUUGGCGUUAUGAAAGUAGCAGCAGAAAUUCACCUCAUCGUCGUCGUUCCAUAACCCCGCCAUCACUAGAAACAGAUCGUGCCCGGUCCUCUGUUGCGCGUAGAAGUCGUACCCGUUCUAGAUCACCAGCAAAAGAUAUAACAACAACAAAUGGUGAUGAAAAAAUUGAAGUUAAAAAUGAAAUGUCAACAUCAACGCCACCACCAAAGGAUGCUGAAAUGAGGAGUGCGUCACGUUCACCACCACCAGCACCUAUAAAGGAAGAAUUUUCAUCUCCAAACGGUCAGCCUGCUUCAUCUCCUCCAUCUCCAUCUCCUCCACAAAAAGAUUAA
This is a messenger RNA of Entrophospora sp. SA101, 594 nucleotides long. The record is from the annotation of a GenBank genome assembly. Lineage: Eukaryota; Fungi; Glomeromycota; Glomeromycetes; Entrophosporales; Entrophosporaceae.